This is a messenger RNA of Thlaspi arvense, 4226 nucleotides long. NCBI's taxonomy places the organism in Eukaryota, Viridiplantae, Streptophyta, Magnoliopsida, Brassicales, Brassicaceae. The record is from the annotation of a GenBank genome assembly.
UUCUCUUUCACAGAACAUGUUUUCGCCCCAAAUCUUUGUUUCCGGUUAUCCGGAAACAUAAAACGACAUCGUUUUGGCGUAUAGAACAGACGAAAUCGCCACAAUACGAGUUUUUUUAUAGAUCGAAUGUUUUCUUCCUCCCCGUGUCUCUGUCUCUGUCUCUGGCUCCACUAACUUAAUCAAUCUCUACAAGAAAGAAACAAACAAAAAUAAAAAAACUGCAGUCAUCUGUUUUCCUCUGUUUCUCUCGCUGCAGUGAUCGGCGCUUUCUUUGAUCUUCAGGAAUCAACACACACGUCAUGAAGAAGUUCUGAUGAUUUUGGUUUCAUGAGAUUGUUGUUUGAUCCCCUGUGUUAAGAAAAUCAAGAAUCUUUGGAGUGUAACAAUGGAGUGUUCGGUGUUCCAUCAUGUGGUGAUUGUGUUGAUCAUCCUUUGGGUUCUCUCUUACUUGAAUCGAUCACACGCCCUUUUCUAUUUCCUCGCUCUGGUCUAUCUCUACCUGGUCCAUGAACGCUACGUGAUGAGAUUGAGAAGGAAACUGCAGUUUGAAGAGAGGAAACAAGCUAAUCAGAGACGGGUUCUAUCUGAUUCUGAAUCAGUGCGGUGGUUGAAUCAUGCUGUGGAGAAGAUAUGGCCGAUAUGUAUGGAACAGAUCGCGUCUCAGAAGAUUCUGCGUCCGAUCAUACCUUGGUUCUUGGAGAAAUAUAGACCUUGGACCGCUAAACAAGCUCUGAUACAACAUCUGUAUUUGGGGAGAAACCCGCCUUUGUUGACUGAUAUAAGGGUGCUGCGGGAAUCUACGGGUGAUGAUCACUUGGUUGUGGAACUUGGAAUGAAUUUCCUCACUGCAGAUGAUAUGAGCGCAAUACUCGCAGUGAAGCUAAGAAAAAGACUUGGGUUUGGGAUAUGGACAAAGUUGCAUCUAACAGGAAUGCAUGUGGAAGGAAAGGUGUUGGUUGGAGUGAAGUUCCUUCGUCGAUGGCCGUUUCUGGGGCGUGUACGCGUCUGUUUUGUAGAGCCACCUUAUUUCCAGUUGAAUGUUAAACCAAUCUUCACUCAUAGUGUUGAUGUUGCUGUGCUUCCAGGGAUUGCAGGAUGGCUAGAUAAACUCUUGUCAGUAGCUUUUGAGCAGACUCUUGUUGAGCCAAAUAUGCUGGUAGUUGAUAUGGAGAAAUUUGUUAGCCCACAAUCAGGAGAAAAGUGGUUCUUUGUUGAUGAGAAAGAACCAGUUGCACACGCUCUUGUCGAAGUUGUUGAAGCAUCUGAGGUUAAACCAUCAGAUCUAAAUGGUUUAGCUGAUCCUUACGUGAAAGGGCAGCUUGGCGCAUACAGAUUCAAAACCAAGAUAUUAAAGAAAACAUUGGCUCCCAAAUGGCAAGAAGAGUUCAAGAUACCAAUCUUGACAUGGGACUCUUCAAAUAUACUCAACAUUGAAGUUCAAGACAAAGACCGGUUCAGCGAUGACAGCCUCGGUGAUUGUUCAGUAAACAUCGCAGAGUUUCGAGGCGGGCAACGAAAUGAUAUGUGGUUGCCACUUCAGAACAUCAAGAUGGGGAGGCUGCACCUUGCUAUCACCGUACUUGAAGACGAAUUAAAGUGUAACGACGACCCGUUCGAAGGAGUUACAAUAAGUAAGGAAGAUAUGUGGGCUUCUUUUGCUUCCGACGCAAACAGAUGUUCUUUCUCGUCAGUGGUAUCUGAUAAGUCUCCAAGGGUUCCGGAUAAUAUGGAACCAAUUAACAUCGAAGGACAAGAAGAGACUGGAAUCUGGGUGCAUCAACCAGGAACUGAAGUCUCGCAGAUUUGGGAACCAAGAAAAGGGAAGAGCCGAUGCGUUGAUAACGAGAUACGUGGAGUUCCUCAGGAUGCUUCUGCUGGCAGUCUCCGUUCCACCGCCUCUGCAUCGCCGAAUGAAAGCAGCAGCCCGGAUGAAAAUCAGGAAGGGAAGCACACGAUGAGCUCUGUUGGUCGGGGCUUGAAGAAAGUCGGUUUAGUGUUUCAUAGGAAUGGGAAAAGGGAAGAGUGUCACCACACAGAGAACAUGGAAGAGGAUAUCAGUUCUCCUCGGAUUAAUCUGAAGGCGUUAAAUAAGAAGGACUCUGGGGUUAGGUACAUCGUUGAAGACCGUCUUUCGGGGCCUCUCUCAGGGAGAAGUCCCAAAGCUGAGAGCGUUGGUUCUGAAGACAGUCAGCACAAGGGACACAUGAAAGAUGUUGCAAAGAGCAUUCUGAAACACGCUGAAAAGUCUGCAAGACAGAUAAAGCAUGCGUUUUCACGUAAAGGGUCGAGGAAAUCAAGGGGUGACGAGUCUUCGACGGUUUCAGAGCAAGAUGUUGUUCCUGAAUCUGAGUCUCUGUCCGACUCCGAAUGUUCUGAUAAUGGAUCUGCACUUAGCAGUGUGCAGGACCUAGGAACACCAAGAACAGCAAAACCUGAAGGUAAAAGUGUAGGGGAAGGCGAAGAUGAUCAUGUAAAUAAAGUUGCAGACAUUUCGACAAAUAAAGAAGCAAAGGUACAUAGAGAAAAUCCAGCAAAGUUAGAAUCUACUACGUAUAUCGAUGCCAGGAACUCAUUUGAUGGACCUGAGAGAGUCGUCACGCCCAAGAAAAUCGAAGGAUAGAAAGGGAAUCAUAGGCUAAUAAAUAUGUUCCAGUCGAGUAGUUGUAAAAUUUACGCCAAAGGAUUCUUGUACAGCUUUUGAGUUUUUGAUUCUCUGUCUUGCUUCACAACUUUUUGAGAGUUUCUGUCUUGCUUCUCCCAUUUUCCUCUCCCACUCGAAAAACAGAUUGCUUCUGUGUCAAACAAUACAGCAGAAUGUACAAAUCUUAUCCUGGAGUUUGCUGGCAAUCAGUAAUCAGUAAUGCGAUCCAAAUCUGCUUGAGAGUCAUUGUUCUUCGAAACUACGCAGCGAAGAACUUUCCACCACAUCCCUGUCUUUGGAACAAAACCAUGAUUCACCAUUUGUCUCAGAACCCAGUCCAUUUCCUCAACCGAGUUGGUUUCGCAGAGACCCAGAACCAUCUUCUUGUAGGAGAGAAAACUGGGUCUCAUACCCCAUGAAAUCAUCUGACUCAUCAUCUCUUUAGCUUCCAAGUUCCUCUUUUUAUCCAAGAGACCAUAGAGUACCUCCUGAUAAGUCCCAGGGUUUGGCUGACACCCUUUUAGCUUCAUUCUCUCCAAAAGUUCAAUCCCUUCUUCAACCCUACCUUUCUUCCUUAGACCUGAAAUCAGAAUGUUGAACGUGAUGGUGUCUGGCUCAAUACGUUCCUUCUCCAUCCUCUCCAACAACUUAAAGGCUUCAUCGAACUUGCCCUUAUUACAGAAACCACGGAUCAAAGGCGAGAAAGUCAUAACACUAGGCCGUGACUUUUGUUUAGGAAAUUCGUCGAGCAGUUGGAGUGCAGCAUCCAGAUUCCCACUCUCGCACAGUCCCUUGAUGAGUAUAUUCAAGCAACAAGCAUCGAUUUCCACACCCAGCUUAGGAGCACUCACGAAGAUCUUAUGAAUCUCGUCGAACAGCUUCGCGGAAACGAGUAGAUUCAGGAUGAAAUUGAAACUUUUGGGGCUUGGCCAGCACCCGAAAUCCGGCAUGCCGAACAGAAUCUCGAUCGCUCGGUUGAUUCUUCCGGCUAAGUUCCCGUAUAUCCUCAUCAAAUUGUAGAAGAAGUCCUCCGAAAAGCGACAACACCCUUUCUCGAGCUUCACAGCUCUCAUGACCUCUUCGAUUUCGUCGAACAUCUUGGCUUCUCCGAACUUGUUGAUCAGAAGGGCGUAGAGAGAUUCCGUCGGUUGAUAAUCCUUCCGCUUGGAGUAAUGUUGGUAAGCCGGCAUCAGAAAGCUCGGAUCUUUGACAUUUUCGAAGAUUUUCAAAACCUCGUUUGGCGCCAACCAGUCCUUGUGCCUUAGCCUGGCGAGUUUAUCGUCACCGGAGGAGUAUCGUUGAGACGGCGUAUAUCUAUCAGAAGAAGAUGAGAGAAAUCGAAUAGCCGAAGAAGAAGAAGAAGAAAGUGUUUGGCUUCUUCUGGGAUUUGAGUUCGAUGCCGCAGAGACAACGAGCCUCCGAAGAAUCAUUGUUUCUUUUCUGAAGAUGCUGAAACCGCGAAAUAUUUUAUCUACGGCAGAAUUUUUCUUGUCGACCAACUAUAAAUUAAACCAAGUGGUUUACUGUUUUAGCUAUUUCGGUUUGGCAUAACUUGUUCGAUUUUGUUGUAGAGUACCAAAUUAAC